Messenger RNA from Oncorhynchus kisutch (coho salmon), 8827 nucleotides. RefSeq names its product nuclear factor of activated T-cells 5. The record is from RefSeq and is a predicted model, not a curated record. Gene Ontology annotation, biological process: calcineurin-NFAT signaling cascade; cytokine production; regulation of transcription by RNA polymerase II. The transcript has 14 exons. Gene Ontology annotation, cellular component: transcription regulator complex. Gene Ontology annotation, molecular function: DNA-binding transcription factor activity, RNA polymerase II-specific; RNA polymerase II cis-regulatory region sequence-specific DNA binding; transcription factor binding. NCBI's taxonomy places the organism in Eukaryota, Metazoa, Chordata, Actinopteri, Salmoniformes, Salmonidae. The coding region runs from base 243 to 4397 and encodes 1384 amino acids.
AUAGACGAACUGAACAUAUUUGACAAAUACUAAUGUAAAGGGGGCAGAAAGAAGCGUGUUACACAGGCUAAUAACGACUGGUUCAAGAUAUACAUAGCCUAUAUGUCAAAUAGCGUUUUGUUUAGUAUCAGUAUAUUUAUUUCCCAUUAAUUCGGUGUCAGAGAAAUAUUUAUUUCCAGUUUGCUAGCUCAACGACGGUCAUAUCUGAGGGGGUCCGAUUUCCCCUCUUCAGAUGCAUUACGAUGCCCUCUGAUUUUAUAUCCCUACUCAGCGCGGAUCUCGACUUGAAUUCCCCCAAAUCCCUAUAUUCCAAAGAAUCAGUGUAUGACCUUCUCCCCAAAGAGCUGCAGCUGCCAUCCUCCACUCAGCAAAACCCAGCAGCAGCCAUGAGCCAGAAGAGCGGUGGAGAGGCAGUUCCUCCUCCCUCAGCUGCCCUUGACUCAGAUGCCACCACCGUCUCCUCUUCUAUGACCAUGGGAGGCCCUCGCAGUGCUUUUCCCACCUCUUCCAGCUCCAUCGUGCACUCCACUACUUCAGCCACCGACCAGACCUCUGCUCACACCGGCAUCGCCGCUCCAGACGAAGGUGUAAGUAGCAGAGCGGUGGCGGAGAUGGUUGGCGCCGAGGGCGGGACUGGCAACAGUGGGAGUGCUGGUGGCGGAAGGGCUGGCGGCGAGAAAGGAGGAGGGGCCGGAUCCCUAGGUGGAGGAGGAAGAGGGGGGGCAUCCCAGGAGGCCCAGCAGCACCACCAGAUGACCCCCUCCAAGCGGCGCACGGUGCUGAACAUCUCGCCUCCGCCCGAGGACCUGUUUGACGACAGCCGCAUGUCCUGCCAGGAGGAUCAGCUCCAGGACUCCGAGCAGAGCAACAGCAUCUGGAUGGAUGACUCUGCCUCCAACUUCAGCAUCGUCAGCUCCAGCUCCUACAACGACAACACAGAGGUGCCCCGGAAGUCGCGCAAGCGCACCCCCCGCCAGCGACCCGGGCCCAAGGCUGCCUCGGCCGAGGAGGCCAGCAUGGACGUGUUUGAUGCAGACAGUGCCAAAGGGCCUCACUUUGUGCUCUCACAGCUGUGCUCAGACAGCAAGGCCUGUACCAAAGGAAGUUCGGCAGAUGGCUCCCAAACAACCCAUCAGAAAUGUGGGACCCUAGCGAGCCAGUUCCCUCAGAAGAGUGAGUGCAAGGAGCUGAAGAUCCUGGUCCAGCCUGAGACCCAGCACAGAGCCCGCUACCUGACUGAGGGCAGCAGGGGGUCAGUGAAGGACCGCACUCAGCAGGGCUUCCCUACCCUAAAGCUGGAGGGUGUGAAUGAGGCAGUGGUGCUACAGGUGUUUGUGGGUAAUGACGCUGGGCGUGUGAAGCCACAUGGGUUCUACCAGGCCUGCAGGGUGACGGGGCGCAACACUACAGCCUGCAAGGAGGUGGACAUCGAGGGCACCACUGUCAUUGAAGUGUCCCUGGACCCCAGCAAUAAUAUGACCCUGGCGGUGGACUGUGUGGGGAUCCUGAAGCUGCGUAACGCUGAUGUGGAAGCUCGUAUCGGGGUGGCCGGCUCCAAAAAGAAGAGCACGCGUGCCAGGCUGGUGUUUCGGGUCAACAUCUCCAGGCCGGACGGCUCGGUGCUCACGUUACAGACACCGUCGUCUCCCAUCCUGUGCACCCAGCCUGCAGGGGUGCCUGAGAUUCUGAAGAAGUCCCUCCACAGUUGCUCGGUGAGGGGGGGUGAGGAGGUCUUCAUCAUUGGGAAGAACUUCCUCAAGGACACCAAAGUCAUAUUCCAGGAAAAUGUAUCAGAUGAGAAGUGUUGGAAGGCAGAGGCUGAAAUUGACAUGGAGCUGUUUCACCAGAAUCACUUGAUUGUGAAGGUUCCUCCUUACCAGAACCCAGCCAUCGCGUCUGCAGUGUGUGUGGGAAUCUACGUGGUGACCAAUGCUGGCCGAUCCCACGACGUGCAGCCUUUUACAUACACUCCAGAACCAGUGGACAUAUCUGUGAAGAAAGAAGUUCCAUCUCCAGGCAAGCCCUGCCCUUUUGAUCAACGGAUGAAAGUAAUUGAUGGUGCCUUGAUGCCCCCAAUGUUGCCUCUUGUGAAGAGAGAAGAGGUCACUCCAAUGGAGGUCUCCAGCAACCUCCCUUCUGCUGGCGUGUUCAAGCGGACCCCCGAUGUCAUGUGUUCCGCCCAGCAGACGCUGGACAUGAGUUCCAACCUUCCCCCCAACAACAGCCCGUUCUCCAACUCCUUGCCGCGGUCUGCCAAGGACCCUGCCGAAUCCCAAACAGCAGUCUUCAACAGUGCAGAGGCCCUGAGCACCAUACAGAAGCAGGACAUUGCACUCACCAACUCCUUCCCCGUGCCUGCAGACUCUCUACUCCAAACUGGGCCUCAGCAAUUCCUCCUGGAGCCCAGAGAGGGGCUUGGUCAGGACAGGGCUGGCAACAAUGCUGGGGCGGUAGGGAGGCUCAGUCAACAAGUGGAGGCCCCUCAACCUGCCCCCCAGCAGCACCAGCUGCCCAUAUUCCCCCCAGACGAGGUGGCCCAACUGGAACAAGCAGUGAGACAACUGCAGGCAAAAGGGUACUGCAGCCAGCAGCAACAGCGACAACAGCAACAGAUUCAACAACAACAAAUUCAGCAACAACAGCAGCAACAAAUUCAGCAACAUCAGCAACUACAGCAACAGCAACUACAGCAACAACAACAGAUUCAGCAGCAACAGGUUCAGCAGCAACAGGUUCAGCAGCAACAGGUUCAGCAGCAACAGGUUCAGCAGCAACAGGUUCAGCAGCAACAGGUUCAGCAGCAACAGAUUCAGCAGCAACAGAUUCAGCAGCAACAAAUUCAACACCAACAAAUUCAACACCAACAAAUUCAACACCAACAACAGCAACAGCAUGUGUUGGAGAACCUGCGGCAGGAGCUGUUUAAAUCACAGAUGCCAAUGCAGUGUGGCAUAUUUCAGGGUGGUUCUCUAGGUGAGAACGCUGAACAGCAGGGUUCCCAGCAGGGCAUGGUGCAGAACCAUGGUUCCCUUUUUCAGCAGGCCCAACAGCAGCAGAGGCAACAACAGAAACAGCAGCAGCAAGCAGCACUCUUUCAGCAAGCCAAUGAGCUCCUCUCCAUUCAGACCAACUUCCUCCAUCAGACCCCUUCUCAUCCCUCUCCACCCCUCUUCCAUAAUCCCAGCCCCCUGGCUGAGGCACAGGACCCACAGGGGGCGCUGUUCCACACUCAGAAGGCCUCUCCCACCCAGGAGCAGGUCCAGGCAACCCUCUUCCAGAACACCCUGACAGUGUUGAGUAGGACCAGCCUCUCCCCAGAGCAGCCCCCCUCUGCCGCCAACCUGUUCCUCCCCCAGAGUGCCCUGCCUGGUCAGCUCUCCGCUAGUGGCAGCCAGCAGCAGCAGCUGGCCUUCCUCAGUGCCCUGCAGACCUCUGCCCCUGAGCCCCAGUCAGUGUUCCAGUCUCAGACCCAGCUUUCUCCUAUCCAGCAGGGGACCCCCAUGGAGCAGCAGCAGCCCUCCCAGCCUCAGCCACCUCAGCAGAAUUCUAUGUUUCAGAACAUCUCCCCUCAUCCACCUGCAAACACUCUCUCUCAGACCCAGCAGCAGCAGGCUGGCCUACUGUUCUGCAGCAAACACCUCUCCACUCCAGAGCAGCCCCCCAGUCUGCUGUUUAGUGGCCAGGGCCAGAUGCCCCCCAUGAGCAGCAGCAGCCUGAACUCUCAGGAGCCCCAAAACCCCUCCAUGCUGUUCUCUCAGGCCAACAUGGUGACUGUUAGCCAGCAGGAAUCCUCUGAGCCCAUGGCCUUCCAGGACCAGAGCCAGGUGGUGGGGAACCCCUCAGAGCCUCGCCAUCACGGCCUGUUCCAAGAGCAGCAGCCCAUGCAGCUGAUCACCAACUCCAACAACGGCCCAGAGCAGCCCGUCUCUCUCUUCAUGCCCCAAUCCAACAUGUCUGCCCUGCAGGCUUGCAUGGCUGCCCGGGAACUCCCGCAGACAGGCAUCUUCAGCACUCAGAAUGGGGUGGCAGGCCUGCAGACCACCACCUCCUCCCCCGUACAGCAGCCAGGGUCUCUGUUCCAGACAGCAGUCAGUGGGAGCCUCAACCAGCCCAGUGAGGCCCAGCAGCCAGGCCUCUUCCUCUUUGGGAUUCAGAAUGAGUGUGGCCAGCUGAUAACCUCUCCUGGAACCACUCUGUCUGAUCAGAUCAUUGCCAUCAGUCAGUCUGGUCAGAACCAGAGAGAGAGCGAGGCCCAGAUCCAGUCGCUGCUCAACCAGUCCAUGUCUGAGUCAGGGAGCAUGCAGAACAGCAUGACCGCCUCCCAGAACAUGGAGAAGAUAGAUGACCUGCUUGUCAGCCUGCAGGAGCAGGGCAACAACCUCACUCGCUCCUACUAGGCCUGCUAUAGGUUUCAGGAGCCCAGAAGACACCCAGUGUGGACCCCCAUUACAGACGGCAGAAGACCCCCGGUGUGGACCCCCAUUGCAGAUGGCAGAAGACCCCGGUGUGGACCCCCAUUACAGACGACAUAAGAAUGAAAACAAACUCAAUGGUGGGCUCCUGUCCGAACUCCAAGUUACAUGUAAGCCUCAGCGGCCUUUUUCUCCAAGGACAGUCUUCAUGUGUAGAUGCUCCACAGUGGCGCCGAGCGGGGCACCAGUCCUCCACUGCAUCUAAACCUGGACCUCAAAAUAGGACAUAGGUUGUAGUUACCCCACAACUGUCAUUGUAUCUCGCAGCUAGUCACCUCCAGCUCUUAAUGAAACAUGACACUAUGUAAUGUUUGGCUAACUCAUCAGUUCUCAGAGCAGCACUUUGCGGUGUGGUUUUAUAAGUAUGGUGGUGGAAGCUAGCACAGCAUUCUGUCUUCUCCAGGACCAGAGUGUGGGCUCACAAUUGUUUAGAACGCAUUGUUGUCCUUUUUAUACGAUAUUAAAAGUAUUUUAGGAAAUAGCAAAAGAAAAUAUACAAUUCAUGAAAAAUAAACCUUUGUAAUAUAUUUUGUCUUUAGUUCUUUCAGCACUUUACGAUGCUUUCCUUUUGUGGCCAGUUACUCAUUAAGUUGGCCUAUGCAUUCGCUAGUCAGCUAUUUAGUCAGUACAUCUCGACAACUUUAUUACUCAUGCAUGUGUUUUGAGUUAUGGCUUUAGUUUUUUUUAUUGUUCCUUUCAUGAAAUAUCAGUUUCUUAUUGGCAGCCAUCUUCCCAUUACCCAUUCAUGAGAAUAACUCCAAAUAUUUGAGUAUUACACCAUGGAUUUCUUUCCCUGAUUAGACUCUGUAGUACGAGAGAUGCUCUAGAUUAGGGUCAAUGUGGAUCAAGAGAAAAAAAUCAUCCAGCUUUUAAAUUAUUAAUUUCCAGUCUACAUAAUUAAAUAGGCCUACAUUUUGAAUAAAUCAGAACCAUAUAUGUGUACUAUAUACCAGUGUGCACGGUUGUCUGAUGUAAUUAAAGAGUAUAUUGUUAUUUGUAUCAUUCUAUUGCAAAUGUAGAUAAUGUGUUGUUUUGUAGUGAUGUCUCCAUGGAAGAUGUUUGUAUUAGCUAACGUCUGGCACGCACAAACUGGACUUUUAUCCAUAGAUCAGAGAGGAGUUUUCCGUAUGUUUGUCUUACUGUAAAACAGCAACUCUCUUGCCUACAGUGGGCCACCCCAGGACCUGAGUCAAGGCCUCAAGUCACAGCCUUCUUUUUCGUCUUCAUGAAUGGCCAGUUUUAUGGCUCAUAUUGAUUGGUGUGUUCAUAUUUGUCGUUUGAGACUCGCCAUGUUUUGACAGGAAGAAAGUGGUGAAAGUGACUGGAGCAGUUAUCUGUUUUGCCUUGAGCAUGAAUGGUUGUUUGUAGUUGGAUUAUUAGUGUCAGGCGUGAUAUACAGAUGUAUGAUCUUAAUUUGAUCACUCUUUUGUUGGUGAGAAUUUUCCUGUACUGGAAGAAAAACUUUUUUAUUAUUAUUUGUAUUUUAUCGUUUUUGUAUAUAUUUUUGUUGUACUUUUUACCCCGAAUUUCAUGAUAUCCAAUUGGUAGUUAGUCUUGUACCAUCGCUGCAACUCUGCAACUGCAACACGACUCUGCCAAGCCGCUCUGAUUCUUGACACACAGCUCGCUUGUGUGUCAAAUUUCGACUUUGAAAUUUCAGACUUGAUUUACCCUAAUGAAAAAUGUAUCAACCUCUACAAAAAUGUCCAUUAAUUAUAAUCCACAGAAUAAUUCACAUUUCCUUUUGCUGCAGGAUUAUUUUUUUGCUAUAGCAAACUGGCUCAAAUUAAGACCCUACACCUGUACUGCUGCCAAACUGGUUUGUGCUUUUAUUCUUUACAUGUGAGUAUUGGGCUGGAGUGGAGCCAACAGUAAGAUUGUGUCUUGUUUUUUGUCUGAAUCUGAGUAUACACAUGAACAAGGGGCUGGUCUCUGAUGACAACAGUAACAGCUUCGUUGAGUGCCUCCAUCUUUCUCUCUUAGUGCUGUAUUUUAUUGUGUGUUCUUAACAUCAUUACUUUUUUUCACUUUAAAAACAAGCAAAUGGAGAGUAUUUAAAUUAUUUUUAGUAAUGUGAUUGGUGGGGCCCCAUAUUCCCCAUCCCAGAGCUUGAGCUGUUUUCUUUUAGAUAUUUAAAGGGACCCUACUCAUGAAGAAUGAACCGUUAAGUUGCUUUGGAGAAAAGAGCUGUCUGUGAUUGGCCUUCUUCAACUCUUGUGAAAUACUAGUAGUUUUGUUUCCAGUAGUCAUGAGUAUUUGUGAAUUUUUAUCAUACUUACAAAUAUUUUAUCAUAUAUUUUUUACUGGUGUAGUUCUAAUACAUCUUUUCAGAAAUCAGAUCUAAUUUAUUUGGUAUUUCUUGUUUUAGAUAUUGUCUCAAUUGUGUCCCACAAUCAUAUUUGUGCUACAAAUGACUUGAUGUACAAGUUUGGUUCUGAUUUAACUCCGUAAUUGUAUUAAUAUUAGUUAUGUGGAUUUGGCCCUUCCCCACCUGUUGAAACUGUAGUUGGCUGUGGUCUUGUGUGACAUAUCUGUCAGUGAAGCUUUUCUUCUCCUUGUAGAUGUGAGGACAGGGAUACAACUUUAUGAUUGAGGGAGUUCAAAUGUAACAUGUACACUGAGUCACAUGUACAUUCCUGUACAUUGUUUUCUUCCCUUUGAUAGAUUUCCGUUCAUAUGCCAGGUUGAGAUCAAUUGUACAGUAUGUUUGUCCAAAUCUGAUAGUUUAAAGUCAAACCCUUGUGAUAUCAUCCAUGAAACAUUUAACCUAUACUGUCACAUCUACAACUUAUUUCACCUCUUGAAUAAGGAAAGAGCAGGAAGUUAUUGGACAACUAUGCCAGUUAUAAAGCCAUACAGACAGUUAAAACAGCAUCUAUUAAAUAUUUGUUAAUAGGGUUUACAAAAAACUCCAAAUGCAGAAUGUGUUUGUUACCUCAACCCGAGCAGGUUGCUAAUCAGGCCACCUUACUCAACAUUGGACCAAUUACAAUGAUAAAGUACAUUCUUUAUAUAUAGUAUACAUACAAUAUUUUGUGAGCAACAUGUUAAUGUUUUGUGUUAUGAAUACACAAUAAGAUUAUUGUUAUUUUCAAGCAUAAGGAUAUUGAGGAAAGAAAUACCUAUUUUGAAAUGUAACCCAUGAAUAUUCCAUGUAGUAUGAGCUUUGACAAAAUAGGAGGCCUAUUUGUCAAGUAGGCUACAUGUUUUACAUUGAUGACGACAUGAGUCUUUGUAAUUGAGUGGCGCUAUACUUUAUUGUGCCGGUAAAGGUUUAAUUUAUUGAAGACCUAAAAAUGAACGACUUUUCCUACUCAACCAAUGACUACAGAAAUGCAGGGGUCACCUUGAAAGUUCAUCUGUAUUUUUACCAUAUUUGCACCCAGACUAACCAAUGAUUUAUGGCAUCACAGUGUACAGCAAAUAUAUUUUAGAAGUAUUGCUCAGUACAUUGGAUGAUAUACUUGUGCCUUGACAAACUUUUUAUAGUAGAGACCAGAUUUAUCUUGUACCAGUGUUGCCUAUUUUAUUCACCGCUGUGACACUAUUGUCAGUGGUUAUUAGCCCUUGAUAACUAGUAUCUUGCAAGCCAUAUGACUUGUGUGCUUCAAAUGCCGUACAGAAAUGAGUGACCAGAUAAAUGUAUAGUGUUGUGCAAUUUGUUGUGCAUCUGAUUUAUUUUCACGAAAAUAUGAAUUGCAUUUGUUUCACGUCGUUGCAAUUUAAGUUUUGUCUCAAACUGCUAUGCAGCUUGAUUCAAUAUAAAUGUAUAUCUGUUACUUUUUUAAUAUAUAUUUUAUCUAUCUAGCCUCUCUUGAUUGUUCAUUGCAAUGGGGAAACUAUAACAAAAUAUUGUAAUGAUGUUAAUUAUUUAUGUAACUUUUUGAAAUAGUAUUGAUACUGUGUGCCACCGGGAUUUAUUUUUAUGAUUGGGCUUGUGUCAGUCAAGACCAACACAAAUUUCACCUAAUUCAAACAAAGUUGUCAUUCAGAAUUUUCAUCAUGGGUGUUUUGUUUUUAUUGUAAAUGUCAUCAGUCAGUCUGUUCACACACUGUUCUGUUUGUGUCCCCUUAACCUGUCUGGCUUUGGUUUGAUGUGAAAGUCUGCUUUGUUUCCAUGAGGUUAGUAGGAUAGUAAUGAACCUGUUGAUAGCAUUGACAGGUUAUAGGUAUGGGGAGUGCAUAUCACCUAUGUGUUUUUAGCUACCGUGUGAACAACUGUUAAAUAUUAACUUUUAAAAAAUGAAUCUAUAUAAAAAUGUAUUUUUGCUUUUGUUGGGACAUUUGUAUACUCUUGCAAUUAUAUUUAUGUAAACCUGCUGGUUUCUAUAUUAAUAAAGAGAGAUGAUACGUUU